UUUCAUUGUCAUCUGUUACACGUUCACACUUACCGCCACCAUGGAGGACAGCAGCGGCUUUCGCCCUUCGGUCGGCAAUCUGGACGACCCUCCUAACAGCCGGGUGUUUCUGGUGGUGAGCCGGUCGGUGACGGAGGACAUUAUCCGGGAGAAGUUCGCUACGUUCGGCGAAAUCCAGGACAUCUGGGUGGUGAGGGACAAACACACCAAGGAGUCUAAAGGCAUCGCCUACGUCAAAUACGCCAAGUCUUCCCAUGCCUGCCGGGCUAUGGAGGAGAUGCACGGCCGGCACAUGGGCGACUGCAAUAAGCCUAUGAAGGUGCUUAUUGCGCAAUCCAGAGGGGCUUCAAAUCACAGGGAUCUGGAAGAUGAAGAUUUAACAAGGAUAUUUGUGAUGAUUCCUAAGACCUACACAGAGGAGGAUGUCAAGGACACAUUCAAGGAAUAUGGCCAUAUAGAGUAUUGUUCAAUUAUCAAAAAUAAAACCACAGGUGAAAGUAAAGGACUGGGAUAUGUGCGGUUCCUUAAACCUUCUCAGGCAGCCAUGGCAAUCGAAAACUGUGACCGAAAUUUUAAGGCAAUUCUGGCAGAACCCAAAAACAAAGGUGGAACAUCAUCAGAUGCGCCAGAUUACCACAUUUCUUCUUCUUCUUCUUCUCGUCACCCAGAACCACUGCUUGACACAGCGACUCCCUUAUAUCCUUAUGAUCAGUACGAUUAUGCAGCUUUUGAUAAAUGUGGAGAUUCUAGGAGCCAGGAAACUGUGUCUAAGCGUCUCACUGUUGUGUCCCGGGUGCCAAUUCUUCAGGAGAACCUAUACAGCUUGUUUGACCUCGUUCCAGGGCUGGAGUAUUGUGAGGUUCAGCGGGAUCAUUACAGUGCUUACUCCAAUGCAAUGGUUCAAUACCAAAAUAUAUCAUCUGCUAUUUAUGCCAAAUACAAGCUACAUGGCUUUGAGUAUCCACCUGGAAAUCGUCUUGGUGUCACAUACUUAAAUGAUGGUGGCGAUGGCACUGACCUACUUAGAAAGAUGGCCUCUCAGAUGGUGGCUGCCCAGGUGAAUUCAAUGGUAUGGGGCUCCCAAGCUCAACAGCAAUUCCCAGCAGCGCCCUCUGGCUAUGAUCGACCAUAUGCCUCCCCCAUCGCCUCUCAGAUUCAGACAGACGCUACCCUUCCAGCAUACAAAAAGAAAUCUCCCAUUGAUACACACUCCAAGGAAAGACUAUUUAUCGUCUUCAAUCCUCAUCCGCUUCCACAGGACAUUGCAGAAGAUAUUUUCUGUCGAUUCGGCAAUCUCAUUGACGUUUACAUCGUGCCGGGGAGGAACAUCGGUUAUGUCAAAUACGCAGAGGUAUCCAGCGCAAAUGAUGCGAUUGCCACACUGCAUGGCAAGAUGGUUAACGGUGUGAAGUUGAAAGUAAUGCAAGCUGAGUCUCCAAGAGAUGAAUCCAAUAAGAAAAAAGAUGAAUCCAAUAAGAGACAGAGAACAUACUGAGUUUACUUAUCUCAGACCACAGACUAAGUUAUGACAUGACCCUCAGCUGACUGACUGAAACGUGACAGGAGACUGCUUUUACGUACUGGUUUAGUAAACGUUUGCUCAUAAAGACUUUUCAUGGGAAGAGAGAAUAUCCAUGUGUUAAAUAUUGCAUUUCCAAAUAACGAGUUACAAUGCUUAUUCGAUCAUUAGAAUUGUUUUAAUUCUCUUUUUUUU
Nanorana parkeri is the source of this 1714-nucleotide messenger RNA. It is a transcript of the gene RBM45, whose product is annotated as RNA binding motif protein 45. NCBI's taxonomy places the organism in Eukaryota, Metazoa, Chordata, Amphibia, Anura, Dicroglossidae. The record is from RefSeq and is a predicted model, not a curated record. The transcript is spliced from 10 exons. The coding region runs from base 41 to 1495 and encodes 484 amino acids. Gene Ontology annotation, molecular function: RNA binding.